AGGGACCUGCGCAAGUAUCAUUGAUGCCGAUUUAUGAGGAGGUGCCUGCUAAAACGAAGGUUACCAAAGCAUGACUGGCCGACUCGUGGUACAGUCCCGGAACUUUUUUGGCCGCUUCAUCGAACUGCUGGUCGCGGAAAAUGGGUCCAGAAGCUUUGAAGCACACUAUGAUAUUUACACAGAGAUAUGCUAUUUGUCAUGUCUCAGGUCCAUUAUAAUGAAGCAUGCAGCUAAUUAUGCACUCACAUGCAUUAUCACUAUAAAUUUGUACAAAGUGGAAGCUAUUCAUUUAAAAGAACACGGCAACGUUUUUAUAUUGAAAGUAAACAGUUUUUAUCUCGCCCAUGCAAUUACCUCCAUAUGAACUUACAUUUUAGCUUAGAAAGUUGCAUACAUUAUAUAUUUUAUAGACGUUAUAGUUAUAAGUUAAUUUCAUAUAAAAUUUAUAAAAAAUUUAUUUAUAGUAAGAUUUAUAGAAGGAAAAACAUUUUGUAUUUACAAUCAGCAUUAUUAAGGUGGUACAGGAGGCUUGAGUAGUGUACCUUUUGACAAAUACAGCUCUUUUGAAUAUUGUCUUAAUUUCAAUUCAAAUUGACGGGCCCUGUGGCUAUACUAGAGGUUGCGUUUGGUUUUACAUCUAUUUCAGAAAACGUUGAAUGCCAAGACAAUAUAUUCCAAGACCAUAAUGCAUUGUUGGUGAUUUAAAAGUGAUUAUACCUGUAACGUAUAGUAUGUAAUGCAUCCCUUGGGAUGUAAUGUAAAUGUAAGUAAUGUAAACACUACACAAAUAUUCAAGAAUUGUGAUCUCGGGGGUCAGUUGAAGUAAAGUGUACAAGAGCGAA
Messenger RNA from Exaiptasia diaphana, 842 nucleotides. RefSeq lists its product as uncharacterized. Lineage: Eukaryota; Metazoa; Cnidaria; Anthozoa; Actiniaria; Aiptasiidae. The record is from RefSeq and is a predicted model, not a curated record.